This is a messenger RNA of Fusarium poae, 1494 nucleotides long. RefSeq lists its product as uncharacterized. The transcript is spliced from 4 exons. Bases 1 to 1494 code for a protein of 497 amino acids. The record is from RefSeq and is a predicted model, not a curated record. Lineage: Eukaryota; Fungi; Ascomycota; Sordariomycetes; Hypocreales; Nectriaceae.
AUGGAGGAUUCCAGCGAUAUUCGAGACCGUUACGAUAUAGUCAAGCAGAAGACCAAGGUCGGUUGCCGCCUUGACAGCUUCCCACCCCUACACCAAGAAAACCGAAAUCAUUCCGGACUUGACUGCCUCAUCGUGGUUCUCCGCCGGAUUUACAGCUGCAACCUUCUGGAACCCGGUGACAUGGAAGAGGCCAUGGCCAAAUGGUUACGCGGGGCCGAGAACCAGAACCCUAUCGUGCACCACGCUUGGCAUCUUUUUGGCAAUCAGCCAAAUGAGAUGGAGAGAACAAACGCGGACAGACGCCGUAUCACCGAAGCUCUCAGUCGUCUUGGAGUCAAUUCAACAUGGUCAUUCCGAAGUAUCUGCGAUUCGACGUUAAUGAACGAGACCUUUUGGUCACAAGAUGUUUUCCGCCUCACCCAUCCUCCUCAAAGCGCAAUAACUGGUGCAUUGAUCGAGCUCUCGCCAGACGAAAUUGCGCGGAUGAGCAUCGUCGAGCUUGACCUUUGCAAGUAUCCCGACACUUAUCUUCAGGAGGUCGUCGACAACUCCUUUGGCAGACUCGUUCGACGCGGUGAAGAAAUGAUGCUACGACCCAAUGAGCCUUGGAUCGUCCGUGUCCUCUACCAUGCGUCUGGUAACGAUGGGCUUCCUAAUAUCCACGACCUCAAGUACCUCACGUUGCCCAUCUGGAAAAAGCGUUUGGGCACGCCUAACCUCCAGUUUCAAGUCGAUGGCGAAAACGCCUACUAUCUGAUGGCUGUUGUCCGUUUAAGAAGCGACGUCCCUACAGACAUGGUCCGGACGUACAAUCCCACCGGAUCCAACCAUCUUCCCAGCUACAAAACGAGAGAGAUCAUGUCCGAUGACUGGUCAGUUGAAGAUGGAAAACAGACAUACAUGUUGUUCUUCUGUAAUGUGGCUGCGAACUUGGGCCAGGGGCUGCCAGAUACACACCUGUACUCUGAAGUAGCUAAACGCGAACCGGUGGAUGAAUGGUGGCUGCAGAGCUUUAGGGAAGUGAUGGAGGAGGCGACAGCCAUGCUCGAAUACACUGUACCGAAGCCCGACGAGCCUGUCGUCAAUCAACCAGCGUCUCGGGAUUCAUCCCUUGUGGCCAAACGACCACAUGACACGGUCGAGCCUGAUGAGCGCACUGAGACUCAACAUCCCAAGCGAACGUGUGAGGAUCUCAAGGACAGUGUUGGCAGUAGUAACACCAUCGAUGAUGAUUCCUGGUGGGAAAACCAUGUGAACAACGAAAGUCACCAACUGGACAAGAUGGAUACAGAAGGAGACGUUCUCAUGGGUGGUAUGGAACAGGAGACUAAUGUUGGAAAGAGGUGGAAGAAAAGUAACCGAGUCGAGAAGAACAGAGGACGGGAUAAGAAGGAAGAGAUGCGAAGAUUGAGGAAAAUGGGGGGUGCGAGCAAAGACUUGAUUAUCCAUUUCCAGCGUUUUGAAUCGGAUCCAGCCAGGUCUGAUUCUAUGUAG